Molecule: messenger RNA, 1047 nt
Organism: Marasmius oreades (fairy-ring Marasmius)
Lineage: Eukaryota; Fungi; Basidiomycota; Agaricomycetes; Agaricales; Marasmiaceae
Exons: 2
Coding region: 22-1047 (341 amino acids)
Source: RefSeq, a predicted model, not a curated record
CUUCGUUUACUUUCAUUGACGAUGGCCUUCACCAGACUCUGCGAUACUUAUUUUCCCAAUCUACUUACAGCUGAAGAGUCUGGUCUACCUUUGGAUCUUUCUUCCCUCUCUAUCGAGUCGGAUCAAGAACGAGGACAGGGUGAAAGGAGUUCACAAGACAAUACUCUUCAAUGCGAACCUCAAGCGUCAGCCCCGUACUCACUUCAAGUCGCACAGCAGCUUGUUGUCUCGGAUACGCCUGAUUCACUUCCAUGCAAGCACCGUCUAGAGCCUCUUUCAUUGACUGCAACAUCACCCAUUGAUAGCCUUCCCUCUUCUUUAAUAUUCCAAUACAACUGCGCUCUUCUUACACCUUUUGGCUACUCUUCAGCGUCGCCUUCUCCAGUACACUUCAUCCCGAUAGUAUCUCCUCAACAAACUUCGCCCGCAGUUGAGCCUUUUGAGAACGGUGGGCGGGAAGCCUCCGGUUUACAUCAAGUCCCAUCAAGUCCCUUGUUCAAGAGCCUGAAACCUUCUAGCCCGCAUUCUCCUUUCAUUCAAGAGAGCCCUGUUGAAUAUCCCAAACGAUCGUUAUUCGCUAUUCCCGAAUCUCCCGCCAUCGCCACCCUCACGUCUUGCUCCAGUGAAACCAACGAUUCUAUCCGUGAUCCGUUCCACAUCCCGUUCGCAACCUCUACCUACCUGCGUCCCCGAUCCUCUAUACUUCACCCAACUAUCGGUAUCUCUUCGCCUCCAAUAAUGCGUAACAAGCCGGGAGCUAUCGUUCCUCCGUCACCCAUCUAUCGCCCCAAGAAACGCACUCGUACUUUCAAAUCAUCUCGAGCCAGACCUGGUUUCCUCAGAAACCUUCCGGUGUUUUCGAUCCCCUCUACUCCAAUUCCACAGUCGCCGAUGACACCCAGUCGCCCACGUUCACCUUUGACGCAUCGUGGCACGUGUAGCCCACUUAAAUCGCCUUUCUUGAUACGUCGCAAGUCGGAGGAAUCUGCCAUCACCAGAGCUAAAGAAGAUGGUGGGUAUUUCGUGAGAGUACGAGUCGUGGCGUAG